Leguminivora glycinivorella is the source of this 1030-nucleotide messenger RNA. RefSeq lists its product as uncharacterized. The transcript has a single exon. The coding region runs from base 460 to 918 and encodes 152 amino acids. Lineage: Eukaryota; Metazoa; Arthropoda; Insecta; Lepidoptera; Tortricidae. The record is from RefSeq and is a predicted model, not a curated record.
ACAAUCUUUACACACACAUAUAUAAUGAAGUCCUAAUAAAAUUGUAUCUUUAUUAUGUAGCAUAUCAUAAUUAUCAUAUAGUAAUACCGCAAAAAAGAAUACUUUUUAUUCAUGAUGAUACUACCACAUUGAGACAUGCAUAUUACUUAUUUGAACAGUUCAAAACAAUCAAGAAGUUCAUAAAAUAAUGUCAUGGUCAGCCCCUCUCAUAUUUCAAAAUACGUUGUUUCACAAGAACUUGAGUGUGAUGAAGGUAGCAGUCGCGUAUAUUUCGCAGCAAGAAGUCUCACUUUUGCCAUGGUUUUAUAGAAAAAAAUGGAGUUGUUCAACAAAAUUUUACACCUAAUUCCGCUUUCUUUUCGGGAACUGUCAAAACUUUUGACAGAUGUGUUAGAUAAAAUUGUCAGCUUUUUCGAAUACGGUUAUCCUGACUUCGGAGUGUAAAAUAUUACUGGUAAAAUGGUUGAAGAAGUUGUGCAAGAUUAUGCAGCUUACUUUAAGCUGGAUCUUACAAGUGGAUUCCAAACAGUUCAGGAUGUAAUAGACAAUAUGUUGACACGCCUCGAAGAGUUAACCAGUGUUUUACACAUGAUCAAGAUGAAGAACAGCGAGUGCGCAUCUGCUCUAACGGAGGAUAUUAGUAAAUACCGCAGCGAUAUAACUAUACUUUCUAAGAAAAUUAACACCGUCAGUGAUAUUAUUCUGCAGCUAACCAGCAAUGUUGACUUGAUAGAAAAACAAGUGCAAAAAGCAGAGUCAGAUUUUAAUGUACAUAGUGACAAUAAAAUUAAAAGUUUUCUGAAGCCUUUCUUGAUGAGAAGCAAGGAAUCUGUUUCAGCAGCCCCACAGGCUAUUACUCCUCCACAGAAAGUAGAACUUCCAAGUGUUAUUGAUAAUUUUGAACAAAUUAAAAUGUGAUAUAUUAUUCCAGGGUUAUAAUAUAAAAUAAAAUGAAACAUUUUAUGAAUUAAAUGUAAUGUAAUGCCUUAAUGAACUAUUUUAAACAUUAAAAAGAAGUAUCACAAAAAUA